Messenger RNA from Budorcas taxicolor (takin), 976 nucleotides. RefSeq names its product peroxiredoxin like 2C (gene PRXL2C). NCBI's taxonomy places the organism in Eukaryota, Metazoa, Chordata, Mammalia, Artiodactyla, Bovidae. The transcript is spliced from 6 exons. Bases 1 to 687 code for a protein of 228 amino acids. The record is from RefSeq and is a predicted model, not a curated record.
AUGGCAGACCCCUCCGAGGCCCCGGUCACGCGGCAGGUCAGCGGUCACGCCGCCCCAGCCCCAGUCCCAAGCGGCCCCGCGAGCUGGCAGCCCCUGGCUGCCGCCGUGGCCGAGCUGCCUGUGCUGGACGCCUCCGGGAGGCCUGUGCCGUUUGGUGAGCUGUUCCAAGAGCGCCGGGCUAUCGUGGUCUUCGUGCGGCAUUUCCUGUGUUACAUCUGCAAGGAAUACGUAGAAGAUCUGGCCAAAAUCCCCAAGAGUUUCUUACAAGAAGCAAAUGUCACUCUCAUAGUGAUUGGACAGUCAUCCUACCAUCAUAUUGAGCCUUUCUGUAAACUAACUGGGUAUUCUCAUGAAAUCUAUGUUGAUCCUGAGAGAGAAAUUUAUAAAAGAUUGGGAAUGAAAAGAGGUGAAGAAAUUGCCUCCUCAGGACAGAGCCCCCAUGUAAAAUCAAAUAUACUCUCAGGAAGCAUUCGGAGCCUGUGGAGAGCAGUAACUGGCCCUCUUUUUGAUUUUCAAGGAGACCCAGCUCAGCAAGGUGGAACACUCAUUUUAGGUCCAGGUAACAACAUCCAUUUUAUACACCAUGAUAGGAAUAGGUUGGAUCAUAAACCCAUCAACUCUGUUUUACAGCUUGUAGGAGUUCAGCAUGUGGACUUUACAAGCAGACCUUCAGUUAUCCAUGUGUGACGUUACAGAUUCUCUCAAUUUCAAAUGGACCUUGAGACAUGACCUGAAACAUGGGGAUGUCAUUUCCUCAUGCAAUGCCUAUGUUGUUGACCCUCCCCAACUUUUGAGGAGUUAUAGAACCAUAAAGAGGCUUUGUACCACUGUUUGAACAUCAUGCUGAGAGACAUCAGUUGUCCAAAAUGUGAUAUCUGUAAUUUUAUAGGUUUUAAGGUUUUAUUUUAUAUAGCAAUUUUUGUAAAAAAAAAACAAACAAACAAACAAACCUAAAUUUUACUUACACAAAGUAAAA